This is a messenger RNA of Metarhizium acridum CQMa 102, 339 nucleotides long. The record is from RefSeq and is a predicted model, not a curated record. Lineage: Eukaryota; Fungi; Ascomycota; Sordariomycetes; Hypocreales; Clavicipitaceae.
AUGGCGGACCAUUUCAGAAUCUGGACCGAUCGCAAGAAUAACUCUGUCGAAGGCCACACUCGCACUGGCAUCCUCACCUUUGAGAAUAAAGUUAUUUGGGGGCCUGUGAAUUGUCACGACAACACGGAACGUCUGCGAGUCGCUCUCCAUGAGGCGGAUCACCGCUUUGACAUGAUACUUACCCCGAAGCAGAACACAGUUGAAGGACACACACGCUUUAUUAGCGUUAGGAAUUCUGCUGGCAGAGUUACUCUGGACAGACUCUCUACUCACGACAACAUGGAUACCCUGGUUGCAGCUGUCAAUGCCGCCCGAGCUAUUGCUGGUCCGCCUGGAUAA